UGAAGCCUCCGGUUGCAAUGAUUCACAUUCACUAGCCAUGAGGGUGCUUGUUCUAGCUCUGGCUGUGGCCUUUGCCUCGGCUUCCCACCUCAGCCUUGCCCCAGAGUUUGUCACCGGAAGGACCUACGUGUAUAAUUAUGAAGCAGUUCUUAUGGGUGGCCUGCCUGAGGAGGGUCUUGGACGUGCUGGAGUGAAAAUCCAGAGCAAAGUUUUGCUCAGUGCUGUGGCUGCCGACACCUUCUUGCUGAAGCUUGCAGCGCCUGAAAUCUUCGAGUACAGCGGCAUCUGGCCCAAAGAUGCUUUCAUCCCGGCAACCAAGCUUACUUCAGCCCUGGCUGCUCAGCUUUUGACACCCAUAAAGUUUGAGUAUACUAAUGGUGUUGUCGGAAGAGUGUUUGCACCGGUUGGAGUCUCUGCAACUGUGCUGAAUAUCUACAGAGGAAUCCUCAACAUCUUACAGCUGAACAUCAAGAAGACUCAGAACGUCUAUGAGCUGCAAGAGCCUGGAGCUCAAGGUGUGUGCAAGACCCACUAUGUCAUCAGUGAGGACGCAAAGGCUGAACGCAUCCUGUUGACCAAGACCAAGGACCUGAACCACUGCCAGGAGAGAAUCAUCAAGGACAUUGGCUUGGCUUACACAGAGAGAUGCGCUGAGUGUGAGGCUAGAGGAAAGACCCUGAAGGGAGCUGUUGCUUUUAACUACAUCAUGAAGCCAGCAGCCACAGGUGCUAUGAUCUUGGAGGCAACCGCUACAGAGCUCAUCCAGUUCUCACCUUUCAACAUCUUGAACGGCGCUGCCCAGAUGGAGGCUAAGCAAAUCCUGAAAUUCCUGGAGGUCGAGAGGACCUUGGUGGAGCCCAUCAAAGCUGAAUAUAUUCACCGUGGAUCCCUGCAGUACGAGUUUGGCAGUGAGCUUCUCCAGACACCCAUCCAGCUUCUGAGGAUCAGCAAUGCCGAGGCUCAGAUUGUUGAGAUCUUGAACCACUUGGUGACCAACAAUGUGGCCAAGGUCCACGAAGAUGCCCCUCUGAAGUUCAUUGAGCUCAUCCAGCUGCUGCGUGUGGCCAGAUUUGAGAGUAUUGAGACUCUUUGGGCUCAGUUCAAAGCUAGACCAGAUUACAGGCACUGGAUCCUGAACGCUGUCCCUGCCAUUGGUACUCAUGCUGCUCUGAGGUUCAUCAAGGAGAAGUUCCUUACUGGUGAGCUGUCUGUCGCUGAAGCUGCUCAAGCCCUAAUUGCAUCUGUGCACAUGGUGACAGCUGACCUGGAGGCCAUCAAGCUUGCUGAGGGCCUGGCCAUGAACCACAAGGUCCAAGAAAACCCAGUUCUGCGUGAGGUUGUCAUGCUGGGCUACGGCACCCUGGUUGCUAAAUACUGUGUAGAGAACCCAGCUUGCCCAGCCGAGCUUGUGAGGCCAAUCCACGAAAUAGCUGUCCAGGCUCUUGCCAGAGGUGAAAUCGAGGAGAUCGUUGUUGCUCUCAAAGUUUUGGGUAAUGCUGGACAUCCUGCCAGUAUUAAGCCAAUCAUGAAACUCCUGCCCGGCUUUGGUAGUGCUGCUGCUAAUCUGCCACUCAGAAUUCACAUCGAUGCUGUUCUGGCCCUGAGGAACAUUGCUAAGAGGGAGCCCAAGAUGAUCCAGGACAUUGCUGUCCAGCUGUUCAUGGACAAGGCUCUCCACCCAGAGCUUCGUAUGGUUUCUGCUAUUGUGAUGUUUGAGACCAAGCUGCCCAUGGGCCUGGUGACUACUCUAGCUGACGCCAUCUUGAAGGAAACAAAUCUGCAGGUCGCAAGCUUUGUCUUCUCUUACAUGAAGGCCAUGACCAAGAACACCGCUCCUGACUUUGCCUCUGUUGCUGCUGCCUGUAAUGUUGCUGUGAAAAUCCUGAGUCCCAAAUUCGACAGACUGAGCUACCGCUACAGCAGAGCUCUCUAUUUCGAUGCCUAUCACAACCCUUGGAUGAUGGGUGCUGCUGCCAGUGCUUUCUAUGUCAACGAUGCUGCAACUGUUUUGCCAAGAGCCAUUGUGGCCAAAGCUCGCACCUACCUGGCAGGAGCUUACGCUGAUGUCCUUGAGCUUGGAGUGAGAACUGAGGGAAUCCAGGAGGCCCUUCUGAAAGUCCACGAGGCUCCUAUGAAUGCUGAUAGGAUCACCAAGAUGAAACAUGUUAUGAAGGCUCUUUCUCAGUGGAGGGCUCAUCCUUCAAGCGAGCCACUGGCCUCUGUGUAUGUGAAGUUCUUCGGACAGGAAAUUGCAUUUGCCAACAUUGACAAAGCCAUUGUUGAGCAGGUUAUUGAGCUUGCCACUGGACCAGCAAUUCACAAUACUGGCAGGAGGGCUUUGGAAGCUCUGCUGUCUGGUGUUGCAAUGCAUUAUGCUAAACCAAUGCUGGUUGCUGAGGUUCGUCGCAUCCUUCCCACCGCUGUUGGUCUGCCCAUGGAGCUCAGUUUCUAUACUGCUGCUGUGGCUGCUGCAUCCGUUGAAUUCCAAGCCACCGUAACACCACCUCUGCCUGAGAACUUCCAUGCUGCCCAGCUCCUGAAGUCUGAUAUCAACAUGAGGGCUGCCAUUACUCCAAGUGUCUCCAUGCAUACCUACGCAGUUAUGGGAGUGAACACUGCUCUUAUCCAGGCUGCUCUGCUGUCAAGAGCCAGAGUUCACACAAUUGUUCCUGCAAAGAUGGAAGCAAGAAUUGACAUGAUCAAGGGCAACUUCAAGUUUCAGUUCCUGCCUGUUCAGGGCAUCGAUAAGAUUGCAACUGCACUUGUUGAGACUUUUGCUGUUGCAAGAAAUGUGGAAGACCUCGCAGCUGCCAAAAUCACACCAGUGGUUCCAGCUGAAGUUGCAUCACAGCUGUCAAGGGAGAUCUUCUCUGCACGGAUCUCAAAGAUGUCAUCCUCUCUGGCUAGUGAUAUGUCAGCAUCUUCUGAACUUAUUCCCACUGACCUGCCAAAGAAAGUUGCCAGACAACUGAAACUCCCCAGGGUCUUUGAGAAGAAAAUGUGUGCACAAAUUGAAACUUUUGGAAUCAAGGCAUGCACUGAGAUUGAAUCUCGCAAUGCCGCCUUUAUCAAAGACUGCCCACUGUACGCCAUUAUUGGAAAGCAUGCAAUCAUGGUUGAGGUUGUUCCAGCUGCCGGACCAGUCGUUGAGAAGAUUGAAAUUGAGAUUCAGGUAGGAGAUAAAGCAGCAGAGAAGAUCGUCAAAGUAAUUAACAUGAGUGAGGAAGAAGAAAUUCUUGAGGACAAGAACGUGCUGAUGAGACUCAGGAAAAUCCUGGUUCCUGGUCUGAAGAACAAGACAGCCACUUCCUCCAGCUCUAGCAGCUCUCGUUCUCUCAGCUCUCGCACCAGCAGCUCCCGUUCAAGCAUUUCCUCUUCUGCAUCAUCCAAGUCCUCCUCCAGUUCCUCCUCUCGUAUCAAGAGCAAGAUGGUCGACAUACCUAUCAACCAGAGAUCAAAGAGAGUGAGUAGCAGCUCCUCCAGCAGCCAACGCUCAAGGAGCUCCUCCAGCAGCAGCUCAUCUCUCCAGUCCAGCAGCCAGUCUUCCAGCUCCUCCAGAUCCAGCUCCUUCGGCCACCACCAGCGAGAACUGGGUACGUUCACCAAAAACCACAUCCACCAGCAUGCCCUCUCCACAGCCCAUGUCAACAGCAAGAGCAGUGCCUACAGUUUUGAAGCCAUCUACAAUAAGGCCAAAUACCUUGCCAGUGCUGUCACUCCUGCUAUGACCAUUCUCGUCCGUGCCGUGAGAGCCGACCACAAGGUUCAGGGAUACCAGAUUGCAGCUUACGUUGACAGAGCUACCGCCAGAGUGCAGGUUAUUUUUGCCAACCUGGCUGAGAAUGACCACUGGAGAAUCUGUGCUGAUGGCAUGAUGCUGAGCCACCACAAGUUGAUGGCCAAGGUUGCCUGGGGCAUUGAGUGCAAACAAUAUGAGACUGAGAUUAUUGCUGAGACUGGUAUGGUGGAUCAAAACCCUGCAAUCCGCCUGAAGGUGGCCUGGGAAAAACUGCCAAAGAGCAUGAAGGCCUACGCAAAGGAGAUCUCUGAGUACAUUUCCCGCAUGGCCCUGGAAGCUGGAAUAGGCCUGGCAAAGGUCAAGAAUGUUCGCAAUCAGAUCAAACUGAGUGUGGCUGUAGCUACUGAGACAAGCAUAAAUAUUGUGCUAAGGACACCAAAGAGGACAAUCUACAAACUUGGUGUGGGUCUCCCUGUUUCUCUUCCAUUGGGAGAGACUGCUUCAGAACUGGAAUUAUACCAGAACAACUGGGUUGACAAGGUCUCCUACAUGAUCACCAAGGCCCAUGCAGCUGUGUGCACCAUGGCCAAAGACACAGUGACCACAUUCAACAACAGGAAAUUCAAGAACGAGAUGCCUCACUCUUGCUACCAGGUUUUGGCACAGGACUGCACCCAAGAACUUAAAUUCAUAGUUCUGCUGAAGAGGGACCAAACCCAGGAACAGAACCUGAUCAACAUUAAGAUUGCAGACAUCAAUGUCGACAUAUACCCGAAGGACAGUGCCAUCAUGGCGAAGGUUAACGGAGUAGAAAUCCAGAACACGAACAUGCCAUAUCAUCAUCCCACAGGCAAAAUCCAGAUCAGACAGAGAGGUCACGGCAUUGCUCUCUUUGCUCCCAGCCAUGGUCUUCAGGAGGUCUACUUUGAUCUGAACGCAUGGAAGGUUAAAGUUGUGGACUGGAUGAAGGGACAGACUUGUGGACUCUGUGGAAAGGCUGACGGUGAAAUCAGACAGGAGUACCACACUCCCAAUGAACGCCUGGCCAAGAACGCAGUCAGCUACGCUCAUUCCUGGGUAAUGGCUGGAAAGAGCUGCCGUGAUGCCACUGAGUGUUAUGUGAAGCUUGAAUCUGUGAAGUUGGAGAAGCAGAUUACCGUCCAUGGCCAGGAAUCCAAAUGCUACUCUGUUGAGCCUGUGCUGCGCUGUCUGGCGGGCUGCAUGCCAGUGAGAACCACCACCGUCACUGUUGGCUUCCACUGCGUUCCUGCUGAUUCCAACCUGAACCGCUCUGACAAUCUCAACAGCAUCUAUGAGAAGAGCAUUGACCUCAGGGAAACUGCAGAAGCCCACCUGGCCUGUCGCUGCACUGCUCAGUGUGUUUAAUCCCAUUCCCUUCAGUCACAUUAUGAUUUAUUAUUUGUUCUGUGCAACAUGUUACUUCAACUAUAAAUAAACUAGAGAUGCAUCACAAAGAUCAAAAAAAAAAA
Messenger RNA from Larimichthys crocea (large yellow croaker), 5229 nucleotides. It is a transcript of the gene vtg2, whose product is annotated as vitellogenin 2. Lineage: Eukaryota; Metazoa; Chordata; Actinopteri; Sciaenidae. Gene Ontology annotation, molecular function: lipid carrier activity. The record is from RefSeq and is a predicted model, not a curated record. The coding region runs from base 38 to 5125 and encodes 1695 amino acids. The transcript has 34 exons. Gene Ontology annotation, biological process: lipid transport; cellular response to estrogen stimulus; response to estradiol.